Molecule: messenger RNA, 819 nt
Organism: Rasamsonia emersonii CBS 393.64
Lineage: Eukaryota; Fungi; Ascomycota; Eurotiomycetes; Eurotiales; Trichocomaceae
Exons: 3
Coding region: 1-819 (272 amino acids)
Source: RefSeq, a predicted model, not a curated record
AUGCCUUCGUCUACUCGUCUCAUUGACAAAGUGCCGGAUCCAUCGGAACCCGUGGAAAUGGUGGUUCUCCUCCUGGGAAUGCCCCGAACAGGCACCAUCUCUAUGCGUGCCGCCUUUGAAAUCCUGGGCUACAAGCCUUUCCACGGACGGAUGAUGGACAAAAAACCUGAAUUACUUCCGCUGUGGGUCGAAGCCUUGCAAGCCAAAUACCUUGAGACAUGCGAGGUCUAUGGCCGCAAAGAGUACGACAAACUCUUCGCUGGUUGGAACGUCUCGUGCAACAUCCCCGGGUCGUUGGUUGCGGAGGACCUCAUCAAGGCGUAUCCGAAUGCCAAGGUCGUCCUCAGCACUCGCGACGUCGAUAAAUGGAUGCUUUCCAUGAAGGAGUCGGUCGAUUUGGCGAUCAAGUGGAAGUCGUUUGACUGGUUGGCUCCGUUUGAGCCGCGCGUCAUAGGCCAAUGGUGGAGAUAUCACAAGUUCCAGCACUCGCUGCGCCCUAUCCUCGCUCCCAACGGCGAGCGUCAGGCGUAUCUUGAUCACUACGACCGAAUCAACCGUCUCGUGCCUCCGGAGCGACUGCUGAAUUUCAACGUGGCCGAGGGAUGGGAGCCCCUGUGCAAAUUUCUCGGCAAGGAAAUCCCCGCCACUCCAUUCCCCAAUGUCAAUAAUACCAACCAGUUUCUCGCCGAACGUAGGCGCCGCUGGUGGAGCAUCCUGACCAUAAUGCUGGUGAAGGUCUCUGUGCCGCUGGUGGCUGUCGCUGCGGCGUCCUGGUGGCUUUGGAGUAGAAAAGUAUGGCUGGAGUGGUCCAUUCAGUAG